This is a messenger RNA of Frieseomelitta varia, 1356 nucleotides long. RefSeq names its product methylosome protein 50-like. Gene Ontology annotation, biological process: oocyte axis specification. Gene Ontology annotation, cellular component: methylosome. The record is from RefSeq and is a predicted model, not a curated record. Gene Ontology annotation, molecular function: protein binding. NCBI's taxonomy places the organism in Eukaryota, Metazoa, Arthropoda, Insecta, Hymenoptera, Apidae. The coding region runs from base 274 to 1281 and encodes 335 amino acids. The transcript is spliced from 7 exons.
GUCAAUCGACUUUGAAUACGUAUAUCGCUCGAACGAUAUAAUUAAUUUUCGUGUAACACUAUUUUGAAUAGGGAGUUGAAUAUACUAUAUUGAAUAGUAUAGGAUUAUCAUACAUCUUUUUAUGCAACGACAUUAUGAUCUUCGUCGAGGGCAUCGUUUCAACAUGCACCGACGUCGUAGGAUCAUGAGAAAAUAGUACAUCGCGUCUUAUCAACAAUCCGUCAACUAUUUCGAAUAAGUGGUAUUAGUAUUAAUUUUGGAAGUUAAUGCAUUAUGGAUUUUUUAACACCACCUAAUUUAAAUGCAGACGUUUAUAGAAACAUGACAAUAACUGAUAGACCUGUUUCUAAUAAACACUUACAAUUUAUCAGUAUUUAUAAUGAAAAAAGUGCUAUUCUUGGAGGAAGCAAUUUAACAGAUCGUUAUUGGAGUGGUACUGUCUGGUACUACAAUGAUAUUACAAAUUUUGAUAGAGAUAAAGCUUUUCUUCAAAUAAAGACAGAGAGUGGUGUUUGCGAUGGUAUUUUUCUACAAAGUGAUAAAUUUGUAAUUGGUGAAGAUAGUGGUGCUUUACAAGUAUUUGAUUUAUCUGCAAAACCUAGUGAUUCAGAAGAAUUACAGUGUGCAGGAUAUGCUGCUUUACACGACAACAGCUUGUUAACUCUAUCUGCAUUUGCUGAUAAGGAACAUAUAGUUUCAGGAGGAAUGGACUGUUGUAUAAAAGUAUGGGACAUAUCAGAGUUAAUGGCAACGUAUUCAUUUGGCUUUGCUCAUACAGAUAUAAUUACUUGUGUUGAUGCUAAGCCUGGAAGUGAUACAGAAUUUGUAUCGACAUCGUAUGAUUGUGAAGCAUUAAUGUGGGACAUAAGGCUAUCAAAACCAGCCCAAAGUAUUCUAAAGAGAGAUGCUGGUUUAACAGCGAUAUGUUGGAGCUUCAAACAACCAAAUAUUGUAGCCAUAGGUACUGAUGAUGGAGAAAUUAUAAUGGUUGAUGUUAGAAAGGGAGGUGUAAAUGUAUUAUCAAUAUCAUCUGCAUUUUCUAGACCUAUACAUAGACUCUUAUUUAAUCCAAAUUCAGAAAGGAUGGAGGAGUUAGCAGCAUGCUGUGAUGAUGUUUGUGUAGAAGUGUUUGAUAUAAACAAUCAGUUUUCACUAAUAUACAAAGAUGAUCGCCAUACUGAUUUUGUACGUGAUCUUACUUGGUUUGAUAGCCAUUUAUAUUCUUGUUCUUGGGACACUGUAGUAUUAAAACAUACAAUAGAUUUUGAAAACAAUAUAUAACUUAUUAAUAUAAGUAUGAUUUAAAUUAUUUCAAUUUUGUGUUUUUAUACAUAAAAAUAGAUUUCUAGACUGGUA